UUUGUAUCAAAUGAGAAACUAGUUUUUUUAUAGCUCAAAAAAUUGAUAUUAUUUCGGAAUCGGUAAAUUUCUGGCAAGUUUGAUUUUAAAAAGUUUUAACAUUUAUUUAAAGUUGAUAAAAUUAUAUAUUAUGAGUUGCCAAUCAAAAUGCGGGGUAUCGAAAACGCCUCAGUUUGUUAGUGAAGCAGUGAUUACUUUGAAAUCGUCUCAAUUUCACCAAAAAUCUUUCGAAUCUCACUUAAAUUUCCAGAUAUCCAUUAAGAACAUUGAUUAUGGACACGGCGAGAAUGUAAAUACUUCAUCUAACAGGAGCAUAAAAUCUAACGCAGUUAAAAAUCCACCUUCCUUAAAAAUUAUAUCAAAAAAUACAACAGGUUCAAGAUCUUAUACAAACUUAUCUAAAAAUGAUAAAACAAAUCACGUUUCGUCUAAUCCUUCAUCUACAUCAACAUUUGCUCCAUCAUAUAACUCGACGAAAUCUGCUCCUGAUUUGAGGACCCUUGGUUGUCCCUCUAGUACAGUAAAAUCAUCAACAACAUUUCAAAGAACAGUUGGAAAGCAAUAUUAUCCAAAUUUCAAAAAAAGGUGUGAACUAAGUUGUAUACGGUGCUGUUCACGACAUUCGGCUUAUUGGCAAGACAGAUAUACAGGUAAUCGUUGGAUCGUAUCUCUUUGGACGUCUACGCCUCAUCAACAACCAUCAUUAGACUACACAGAACUUCAAGGUAUUGAAAUUCAAAAACCAAUUGUGUAUUAUUCAGAACAUCAACCGGCUACUUCCCAAAAAUUGCCUUCACAGUAUUUGGAAUUGCAAAAACGGGAAAGCGACAUUUAAGAUGUUUCAUUUGUAUUGGCCUGCAACUUGCGCACUUACAUUGUUUCUCAUAGUGGGGGUGAUUAUGGUGAUGUUGAAAUGGGGCCCUGUAAUAUGUAAAACUCGCCAUACUGCUUUACCUGAUAGAAAGGUUUAUCAGUAUGGGGUUCGUGCAUAUGAACAAGAAAUUUCUAUAGCUUGAAUAAUGAGUUUAAUGUAUAACAAGUGCCUUUACAAGGCAGCCUUAGUAAUAAUAAUUAAUUUUAUACUAUUUUCAAUUUUAGAUCUGAUUUUAUAUUGAAUCUCAAUUAUUAUUCCGUCCAUUUUAAAUUUGUUUUUUCAAUUUUUCACUAAAAUUUUUUAAUAAAGAUGUGAAUUAAG
This is a messenger RNA of Diorhabda sublineata, 1195 nucleotides long. RefSeq lists its product as uncharacterized. Bases 131 to 835 code for a protein of 234 amino acids. Lineage: Eukaryota; Metazoa; Arthropoda; Insecta; Coleoptera; Chrysomelidae. The transcript is spliced from 10 exons. The record is from RefSeq and is a predicted model, not a curated record.